This is a messenger RNA of Trichogramma pretiosum, 3675 nucleotides long. RefSeq names its product venom carboxylesterase-6-like. Lineage: Eukaryota; Metazoa; Arthropoda; Insecta; Hymenoptera; Trichogrammatidae. The coding region runs from base 1626 to 3542 and encodes 638 amino acids. The transcript has 10 exons. The record is from RefSeq and is a predicted model, not a curated record.
UCGUCCUCGUCAUCUUUCAUCAGCAUUAAGUUAAAGUACAUAAAGACGGUUACCUCUCUUCAAAGGCACUAAAAGCGAAUCAAAUAGAUGAUACGAUAAAUGCAUAAAGUUAUAAAUACAAAGUAUGUUUCAUUUUCGAAAAAAUUUUCCGACGGAAAUUUCAGCGUUACUCAUCAAAAUCAUGACGCAUACUUUUUCUCGCACCUUGAAUACAUUUAGCUUGAAUGUUAUAGUUUAAUGUUACACGAUUUCAUAUUGAUUUUUAAAAAAUUCUUAUAUUCAAGCCUCUUCUUGUAGACGUACAUAAUUUUUUUAGAAGUGAUACAGAGCUUUUUCAAUAUCAUCUCUCGAUUGUAUCUUCGAAGAAAAUGUGUUUUAAAGGUAAUAUAAGGUUAAAUGUGUCAUUUAAACUCCACUUUCGAAUAAUCUAAAAGUAAAGAUGCUAAUUCUUUUUAAUCUAGACUUUUUAUUAGCUGCGGCAAAAGCUGAAUAAGUCAACAUCAAAUAUCUAGAUAAGACAUGGCAUAGCUCGAUGGCUUCAUCUUGACACAAUGCGCUCACUCUCAUUUUUGCCAUCGUGUAUCGCCCGUGACGACAGUUCAUCAUUUUUAUGGCAUCGAGGCUGUGUUUUUACGCGGCGUCACGUGGCCCGGGGAAUAAUUAAAGUGGAGCACACGUCGAGAGCUCGCGGGAUCUUGGUCUCGGUGCUGCGCUCGUGUGUUUACCGCGCGCGCGGGCGCUUAUAUUCCGCGAUUGCUCGUCGCAAUUGUCGACGUAUAUUAUUGUAACUAUAUAGCAUACAUACACACGCGUAUCCUGACAGUUGAACAGCAACUGGCUGUGCUUGUGUGCGUGUAUAUUGCCGCAUAUUCGCUCGCGACACACGGCAACGCAGUUCGUGCACGCGUUCGACCGCAGUUUGAUUUCGCGCGGUGCAACACGCCUCCACUACAUUACCCUCGAAUAAACCAUUUGAUUUGUGGCUGGCCACUUUUUCAUUUUCGGAAUGUAGCGCUCAGUUUUGUCCUCUCUGCCGUGUUGCUACAGUUGCCGCUGCCGCCGUUCACUAUAUAACAAUUAUUGUGUUUUCCGUGCGAUAUAUGUUGAUCAAGUUUUUCCAACCAGUUUAUCGUUCGAUAUUGUGCACGAAUUACACGCGCGCGCACUCAAGCAUAACAAAUAGUUGUUGAAAUUUCAUUAACUUGUGCUUGUUUGCUCACUCCGAGGGUUAAUUCAAGUAAGACCGAUGUAAAUUCAUCGGAGAUGUAAUGUCUUAUCGCAACUGGCAGUAUUGAAUUUAUUGCACAAAUAAUAUCAAAUAACCACUGGUGCAUUAUAAACUCCAUAUAUUGAUUUUAACGGAAAUUAAUAAUUAAUGCCGAAAUCUAGACCAGUUUGAAACCAAAUCAUUGGCGAAUCAUUAAUUGAUAAUCAAAUUACCAUCGUUAUUGAUAUUAAAAUCGAUCGAUAAUAUAAACGUAUGCAAUAUAUAUUUCAAAAAGUGUUUGUGUGAGCACCAGGAACUCAGAUAUUAAACUCGAUUCUUUAAAAAUACGUUUUAAUAAAAAAAGGUUACGAUCGCGUCGUUCGCAUGUCGAUUCAUCAUUACAAGCCACACACUAAACAUGAAUAGCAGAGUUGAAUCAUUAAUAGUUUUGGGGCUCUUGGUGCUUGUUUCGAGAGUGUUGGUAUCGCUGGCCGUAAAAGAGCCGCCCGAAGUGAAUACAAAUUUUGGCCGGGUUAAAGGACUCUGGCUUUCGACGGUCAGACAGAGAGAAAUUGCAGGUUUCAUCGGACUCCCUUAUGCUGAACCGCCGGUUGGGGAUCUUAGGUUUGAGAACCCGCGACUCUGGACAGAAAAAUGGAACGAAACAAAGAACGCCACGGAAGAUCAAUCGGCUUGUGCUCAGGGAAAUGUCGGUAGUUCCGAAAUUUUAGGUAGCGAAGAUUGUUUGUAUAUCAAUGUGUUUACCCCAGUCGUUUACGAAGUUAACGACACCACUACGAGCGGCUCGGAAAGGCUGCCUGUAAUCGUUUAUGUACACGGCGGCUCUUUUAACUUCGGCAGUAGUAACACGUCAAAAUUAGCCCCAACUUAUCUGCUGGAUCACGAUGUCGUUCUCGUUACCUUCAAUUACCGGCUUAAUGUAUUUGGUUUCUUCAGUACAGGAAAUGCGGUCACACCCGGUAACUACGGACUCAAAGAUCAAGUUGCGGCUCUCCAUUGGGUGCAAAAUAACAUCGAGGCUUUCGGUGGCGAUCCACGAUCCGUAACCUUAGUGGGCAUUAGUGCCGGUGCUGCGUCCGUGCAUUUGCUGGCCACGAGCAAUGCUACGGAAAAUCUUUUUCAUAAGAUUAUCACCAUGAGUGGAGUGGCCACUGCCCCCUGGGCUUUUCACACUAGAGAAGAUAUAAGAAAUUCAUCGAUGGUAGUUGCAAAACGGUUGCUGUGUGAUAUUGAGAGUAUUUUGGAAAGAGAGGAGCUAGAAGAUUAUGAAGGUAGUGGCAAUGACACUGAAUUAAUCGAAGAAAACAAUUAUUUGACCGAAGAUGCUAAAGAUCAAAAAGUACUUGAAUGUCUAAAGAAAGCUGAUUACAAAAAAUUAGUGCAAGCAGGAUAUUGGUUUGAAUGGCGAGGAAAUCCAGCUUGUUACUUUGGACCAACGUUAGAAGCUGAAGCUGACGGGGCUGUUAUAACGACACAUCCAGAUUACAGUUUAAAACAUGGCCAAUUCAGAGAUAUACCUUGGAUAUCUGGAUUAGUAAAUGAUGAGGGUCUCGUGAAAACUAGUGAUCUAUUUUUAAUGAGUCAAUUAAAAGAGGAAUUUUUGGAGAAUUUUGACUCUUUACUGCCUUAUGUUUUGGAACUUCAAAAUAAUAUUGAAGAUUUUAAUGCUUCUAAUAGAGAAAUAGUGAAUUUUUAUUUUAAUGGUGAACUUGAUCCUGAACUUUUUGAUGAAAAUAUAACCGAGAUGAUAGGAGAUGGUAUUAUGGCAUGGCCAACUUACGAAGCUUUGAAAAUUCAAAGUGCAAAAAUGAAGUCUAAUGCUUAUUUUUAUGUUUUCUCGUAUGAAGGAACAUUUAGCAAUACUUUUCGAUGGGACAUUCCUUUCCAUUUCGGUGUUGCUCAUGGUGAUGAUGCAAAUUAUUUAUUUCCCAUUUUGAAUAAAAAAUUUGAAGAACUGCAACUGAUGAAUACAUUGGGAGAUAUAACAAUGAUUAACAUAAUGUGUGAGUUAUUCAGUAGUUUUGCACAAACUGGAGUACCAAGCGCCAGAUUAACAACUGAGUGGGAACCUUUCCAAAAAGCACAUCGUUUCUUAAGGCUUGGAUCUGAUCACAGAACAGACAUAAAUAUGGAAUCUAAUUUUUUACCAGAACGCAUGUCAUUUUGGUCUGAAUUGAUGUCCAACUAUUCAAGACCCGUGCGUGAAAUAAAAGUUGGACUCAUAAAUUCGUCAAUUAAAAAUACUUCACAAUUUACCAUAAUAUCAUUAUUACUAACCUUUUUUAUUCACUUUUUCUUCUUGAGUAUUAGGUAGAGAUGUAUUCGAAAAUGUUAACUAUAUUAUAUGAUAAUAUAUAAUGAACACUUUUUUGUGACGUGUGAUGUAAUUGUUUUUUUCUUAAAAAAUUAAUGAAAAUAAAAAUAAAUUUAAUACAUUGAAUAACAAA